Messenger RNA from Abrus precatorius (Indian licorice), 1320 nucleotides. Its product is annotated as transmembrane protein 45B. Lineage: Eukaryota; Viridiplantae; Streptophyta; Magnoliopsida; Fabales; Fabaceae. Bases 380 to 1216 code for a protein of 278 amino acids. The transcript has 3 exons. The record is from RefSeq and is a predicted model, not a curated record.
UCACCCAAGUGCUGCCUUCAACCCUUGUUUUUUUUUUCACCCCACAAAACAAAUAGCCAUCGGUUUCAGAUCCCACAAAACGCACCAUCAUACCACUCUUUGCAGUUUGCGCAAUCAAAUCUUCUACUUUUUCUUGUCUCUGCUUAUUAAAUUCAGUGAUUUUGUGAGAACGUAGCUUUUUUAAUCGAGAGAGAGAGAGAGAAACAAUGGGUGACUGUACUCUCUGCAUCCAAACCAAUCACUCCACCGUGAGUCAUCAGAUUAAUUGGUAGGUUCAUGAAGUGAGAUCUGUCACAGAUCAUCUAUCUGAUUUGUACAGCUAAGAAACCAUAUUAGAGAGAUAUAUUUUGGAGAGUGGUGAAAAUUAAUCAUCAUAACCAUGGGAUCUUUCAAGGGUCAUGCUUUGCCAGGGACAUUGUUUCUUCUAGUUGGUGUGUGGCAUAUAUGGGGUUCUGUGGUGAGGUAUGUUAGGAAUCCUAAGGCAUUUCAAGUGAGGGUGUGGAAUCCUGUGCCAGGGUUUGAUGGGAAGCUCAAGCACCUUGAGCUAUAUGUUAUUGCAAUUGGUGCUUUCAUUGACUUGUGCAUCGAGCUCUUGUAUUCAACACACCUCAAGUUUUUUGUUGAUGGAGUCCUUAACCCCUCUCACAUGAAUGACUUUGAGCACGCAGGAAUGCUUCUUAUGUUUUUCAUCUUCGGUGGUGUUACACUACUUACCCAAAAGACCAGAUUUCUUCCCUUGCCAGAAGGUGCUCUUUGUUUGAUUGCUGCCACAGCAUUCUGUGCAGAGUAUCUUCUAUUCUACUUCCAUUCAACAACACACAAAGGCCUUGAGGGAUAUUACCACACCCUCCUUGUCUUCUUGGUUGGACUGUGUAUAUUAUCUUCAGUUGGUGGAGCCCUUUUGCCUACAAACUUUCCAGUGGAUUUAUGUAAUGGCAUUGCAAUAGCACUGCAAGGCAUUUGGUUCUAUCAAACUGCCUUUGUUCUUUACGGCCCUAUGAUGCCAAAAGGUUGUAAGCUCAGGGAGAAUAGUGUCACGUGUAACUCAAGUGAUAGUGAAGUUCGUGGUGAAUUGCUUGCUAACUUUCAGCUUUUUGUUUCGGUCCUUGUGGUCUUAGUUGGAACUGUGGCUUCAUAUGGCUUUGCAGCUUCAAGAUAUGGAAAUUCUGAAGUUAAUAGCUUGCAUACAACUCAUGAUGAAUCAGAUGAAGACUGAAGAAAUAUUGCUUUUUUUUUCCUCUCUUAUAGAACGUUUGUAUAUUGAAGUCAAGGUUCAUGCAUGUAUGAUCACUGAAAAUUGAAAAGUAACACCCCCCCCCC